Messenger RNA from Electrophorus electricus (electric eel), 3534 nucleotides. The record is from RefSeq and is a predicted model, not a curated record. NCBI's taxonomy places the organism in Eukaryota, Metazoa, Chordata, Actinopteri, Gymnotiformes, Gymnotidae.
CGAGCUUCCUCGACACGCGUUAAUCUUAUACAGCCACGUUCUGAUAUUUUUUCGUUAUCGUAGAAGGCUUUUUUUUUUUUAAUUAUUAGAUCGGUGGAUUUUUAUUUUUAAAAGAUGGUUUAGCGGAUUAAACGCCCCACCAAAGAAAUCAACAGUGAUGAGAGGAACACUUAGAUGCGCAUGAGAAAACGUCCGCGCUUGUUCGCGAGCUAAGCUAGUUCGCUAGGGCCGGGAAAUCUCGAGCCGCCACCUUGGCCGGCAUGGACAACAAGUUCCCUCGUCAGCUUUUCCCACACGUGUAUCUCAACGGACCACCGGAUCUGAAAUCGGUGCAUGAUUAUGGCUCCUGGGGGUCUUACGAGAGCGUUGUUGAGAUACGCGGCGAGUCCGCUCGGGGUGACCCCGAGGAAGCAAAGCAGUGGGAGUUCCUUUCCCAGCACAAGGUGGAAGGGGAAAGAUGGAUCCCCACUGAACCCAUAGUUACACCACUUUUGGCACCCAACAAAGAUUGCAAAAUCUAUUCAGGCCCCCCCUCUAAUCCAGAUGACUUCCCAGAGCAUAUGCAGUAUUUCUAUGUGCAUCACUGUAUGGAUUCAUUCUUCACCAUGGGCCAGCUGCUCGGAGAACACUUCAAUUUCCGUAAAAAGAGCCUCAAGAAUGUUGUCAAUAUGAGUCAAAUGAAGAACUUUCUAGGCAGCUUAAACUAUAAGAAGUGCGAGCUGGGACAUUACUCGGAGCGCGUGUGCCGCUACCACCACCUGCUAGGGGACGUGAUCAGCGACAUCCCGCAGACCCUGCUAGCCGAGCUCCUCCACGAAGAGCUAACUCUGCAGAAGGAGCUAGUGCAGUUCCAGCCCGUCACCACCGGGGGAGCGUUAGUGUUCGCACCCCUCCAAGAGGACCAGGGAGAGGCUUGUCUGAUCUAUCCCAGAGGAGAGGCGCUCGACUCCCUUACUUUCCACCGGGUGGUGCAAGAAUUCAGUGAGGGGAAGCCUCCCAGCAUGCACUUGGCUGGAACACCUAUGGUGUUUAAUGUGAAUGGAACAGUCAGGCAGGUCAGCAUGAAUCCAGUGGAUGAUCAAGAUCACAUAGGUGUGCGUUCGGAUUAUUUCUGCUCCUCGUGGGUGAUAAAAGAUGGUGUGCGUCCGCGGGCGAUGGAGGUGGUGCAGUUAAAGGAGCGCUCCACCAGCCUCAGUGUCAGCCCUCAUGUUACCGGAGAACUGCUUGUAGCCAGCGAGAGUGGAGCAGCCUAUCUCUGGACUCUGGGAAAGGGGCUGCAGAAGUUCCGCGAAGAAGACUCAAACCUGUACUUCAAUGCCAAAUCGCCGUGGCGAUGGUGCGAGUUCUCAGCACACCCAAGAGUCAUGGUUUAUGCUGACCGGACGGGGGCAGAGCUUACAGACACCAGGAGCAGCGACUGUUCUCACACACUGUUCCGGAUCGGGAACACGUCCCGCUGCAGGAGUGGGGAACGGCUGAUCUUGACCAAAUACCUGGACCAGUGCCACGCCCACCACCAUCUCUUCACCACGCAGUUCUCCGCUUACCUCCUGGAUGAGCGGAUGCCUGGCAUUCCCGCGCUGAAGUGGGAGCACAUGAUGGAGUCCCCUCCCUGUUUUGCCCAGGCCCUGCCAGCUUUGGGUCCACACGGGACCUCCAAAAUCCUGCUAGGAGCUCAGAGAACACAGGAGACCAUGCUGCUGCAGUACUCUGGAGGUAGGGAGUGGCCGUGCCGGUCCGAUGGCCCGGUUCAGAGGCUCUCCAGCCCCUGCGAGAGCCUUCAAGUUCGGCAGCUCCCGCACAGGCAGCACAGCGCGACGGCGAGGCUGGCCGCACCCGCCACAGGUCUUGCCGUCAGCCAGAACGGCGGUUUCCUGACCGUGUUCCAGCUAACAGAGGCUGGAGACGUCUUUUACCAGCUUCUCGAACUCCAUCCCGACGCUGUCAGCGCAGAUCCACACCCAUCAGCGCGACGUCUCAGUGCAGGCCCUCCGGAGCUGGCCUCAAACCCAGAACGGGCACCAGCGGAAUCAGGUUCCGUCGGAGACGAGGAGCCUGCUCUGUCCGGCGAAAAGCAGCUUCCCGACGGCGACUUUGAGCGAGAGUGUCGUGCCAUGCAAGCAUUUGCGCACGCGGACGCGAACCGUUCUCCAGGUGCCAGCGGAGGGAGUAGCUGUGAACCCACUUUUGUUCCGGAAUCGUCUGCACGUUCUGCCCUGAUCAGCUGUGCUCGUCUGGCGAGGCCUGGAGGUCCAGAGACAGCCAGCAGGAAGCUAAAGCUGAUCUGGAAACAUUGGCUGGAGUCACUCUUGUCAAAUACCAAGGCGAAGAAACGGCGCUUAGGGCACAGGCAGGUCAAGACGGAGGGCUUAAUGUCAUUUAACGUUCGACAGAGAGACGAGCUUGAGGAGGAUAAGUUUCUGAGCCUGAGGAAAGUCCUGUUGGAUGUUGUGAAGAACAGGAAGCUACUUGUUCAUGGGGACACCUACUUGCCUCCUCUGCAGGUGACCCCGUUUCCGGACGCGGUGCACCCGGAAGACUGGCCAGACGACCUGAGCAGACGCUUGAGUGCCUCCUGGGAGGGCGGCUGGAGUAACUGGUGGGUGGAGAAGCUCGGCCUCAACCGAGAUGCCAAGAUUGAGGCUCUGCGUCGAAAACGGCGACGGGAGAAGCGAGCCAGAUCCCGGAGUCGCAUGUCGCUCUCCGGAAGCUUCGUCUCGUCCAUCAGCUACCAGGAUGGCCUGUCCGAUUGGUCGUCUGUGGCUGAGUAUCUGGGAUCGGACGCAGAGAGCUUCGCGAACUCUCAGAACGCCCCCAAGGAUGAGGCACUGUCGGACGCAGAGACGUUGGCCAAGAGCCAAAGACAAAGCAGGGAACUGCCCUCGUGUGAGACAGAACCAAGUAAACGUCCUCUGAGAAGUCCUCAGCUCAGUUCCAAAGGGUCGCCACUGGGCCACACCUCGCCGUUAUCUCGGUUCCAGGCGUCUUUGACAUCUCAGAGGACUCCCCAGCCCCUGCAGUGGCAGGCCUCCACCGUUGAGACAGAUACAGCCCCCGCGCCAUCUGUUUUUAAAUCCUCGGGAUUCCCCCAGCAAACUCCCAAACGGCGGCAGCAGCAGGACUACCUCAGCUCUCUGUUUGGCUCCCAGGAGCCUUCCCAGGAUCUCGGACAAGACGAUGGCGCCAUGGCCGUACACCAACGGUCCAGUUUCUCGCUCGCGCCAUGGGGUCUGUCAAAGGUCCAGACCUCCUCACAGGCCUCUCAGCCCCAGAGAAAGAAGUCUCGAAUGGGAUUUUGAAGCGGUAGGUGGCACAUCUACAAAUCGAGCGUGUGAGGCAACACGUGCUUUGUUUGUUUAUUCCCCGUGUCCUGCGAGUGUCAGUUUUAUCCAAAGCUUGCCUUUCCAUCAGAGAUGGCUUCUAGGCGUUGUGUUGGCCUUCGCUGGCAUUUUCCAGCGAAGUCGUCUCUUGGCCUUUGGUCAAAGGCUGACAAAAUGGAGGCGUGUCUUCAGGGAUAAUUGACCGUAUCCAGGC